This is a messenger RNA of Asparagus officinalis (garden asparagus), 618 nucleotides long. RefSeq lists its product as uncharacterized. The record is from RefSeq and is a predicted model, not a curated record. Bases 1 to 618 code for a protein of 205 amino acids. The transcript has a single exon. NCBI's taxonomy places the organism in Eukaryota, Viridiplantae, Streptophyta, Magnoliopsida, Asparagales, Asparagaceae.
AUGCUCCACCAAUGUUUCUCUAAGAAGCUGGAGGCCUGUAUCCUCAAGCUUGACUUCAGCAAAGCCUUCGAUUGUGUAGGGUGGGACUUCCUCUUAUCCCUGCUCGAGGCUAGAGGCUUUGGCCCCAAAUGGUGUUCCUGGAUCAAAUCCUCCCUCACUUCCUCCAAGUCUUCUGUUCUUGUCAACGGCACUGCUUCUAAUUCUUUCGUCUGCCAUAGGGGCCUCAAGCAGGGGGACCCCCUCUCCCCCAUGCUCUUUCUCCUGGUAGCUGACGUCCUCUGUAGGAUGCUACUCAGCAGCAGCGACCAUGGAGAUCUCUCAGAUCUUAACCUCAAAGGUCAUCUAAAUGGCAUCAAAUCUUUGCACUUUGCUGACGACACCAUCAUCUUCUGUAAAGCUUCUGUGCCAGACAUCACUAACCUCAAAUCGAUCCUCUACCUCUUCGAAAGCACCUCUGGUCUGGCCAUCAACUUUGCCAAAUCCAACCUCCUAUACAGCGGCAAAUCCUCAUCCUCUGGAGCUAUGCUGGCCAAUAUCCUCAACUGCUCACUGGCCUCCCCUCCCAUUAAGUAUCUUGGUCUCCCCCUCAAACGGGGUUCUCUCUCCAGACCAGAUUAG